This is a messenger RNA of Austrofundulus limnaeus, 693 nucleotides long. RefSeq names its product cholesterol 24-hydroxylase. Gene Ontology annotation, biological process: cholesterol catabolic process. Gene Ontology annotation, molecular function: cholesterol 24-hydroxylase activity; heme binding; iron ion binding. NCBI's taxonomy places the organism in Eukaryota, Metazoa, Chordata, Actinopteri, Cyprinodontiformes, Rivulidae. The coding region runs from base 59 to 586 and encodes 175 amino acids. The transcript has 6 exons. The record is from RefSeq and is a predicted model, not a curated record.
UCAAAACAUCUCUCUUCUAGGCCAAGAAACAACAGCUAAUAAGCUGGGGUUCUGCAUYAUGGAACUUGGACGACAUCCUGAAAUUCUGGAGAAAGCGAGGAAAGAAGUGGACGAUGUCAUUGGGAUGAAAAAAGACAUCAGCUAUGAYGACCUUGGGAAACUGAUCUACCUCUCACAGGUCCUAAAGGAGACUCUGAGGAUGUACCCAACUGCUCCRGGAACAKCCCGUCRGAUUGUUGAAGACAUGGUGAUCGAUGGUGUCCACAUCCCUGGAGGAUUCCGCUGUAUGUUUGACUCCUAUGCCACUGGAAGAAUGGAAAGGUUCUUCAAGGACCCACUGAAAUUUGAUCCAGACAGAUUUCACCCAGACGCUCCCAAGCCAUAUUACUGCUACUACCCAUUUUCCCUCGGUCCACGCUCAUGCCUGGGACAGAACUUUGCUCAGAUGGAGGCUAAAGUGGUGAUGGCAAAGCUGCUUCAAAGGUUCGAUUUCACCCUCGUUCCAGGACAGACCUUUGACGUCCUGGACAGAGGUACUCUGAGACCAAAGAGCGGAGUGGUUUGCUACAUCAAACACAGGAAAUGAAAAUUUUCUUUUCAGUUUGAUUAUUAUGGCUUACAAAUAAUGAAAAAAUAAAAUUUACUGUCUCUGAAAAUCAGAGUAUUACAUAAGAUCAAUAGAAGGAUAUUUUA